Messenger RNA from Trichoderma harzianum CBS 226.95, 867 nucleotides. RefSeq lists its product as hypothetical. The transcript is spliced from 3 exons. The record is from RefSeq and is a predicted model, not a curated record. NCBI's taxonomy places the organism in Eukaryota, Fungi, Ascomycota, Sordariomycetes, Hypocreales, Hypocreaceae. The coding region runs from base 1 to 867 and encodes 288 amino acids. Gene Ontology annotation, cellular component: membrane.
AUGCAGCAGCCUGAAAACGAAUCCGGCCACGUGCUGGUCUCACCCCUCUGGGUCUUCAUUUGCCGUAUUUUCCAGGUUCUCAUCUCUCUCGUCAUCCUCGCCUUGGCUGCUCGUUUGAUGCAUGAUGCCUACCUUGACGAGGAAGGUCUCGCUCUGGCUAUUGCUAUCAUCACCUGGCUCGUCUGCUUGUACGUUAUCCUUAGUGAGAAGCUGCCAACUCUGAACCAAUUCUAUCAUGUCGUUGCCGUCAUCGUCCUUGACGGUGUCAUGAUGAUCCUCUGGCUUGCAACCUUUGCCGCUGUGGCUGCCAAGCGCGCCCAGUUCCGCUUCAAUGUCAGGGUCGACGGCUGCUUCGACGAUGGCAGCUUGUUUAACAGCAAGACAUGCUACAAGAAGCGCGACUUUGUCAAGAAGCGUGACGUUAUCCUCUUCAAGUCUGGUGGUGACAUGCUUUCCGCCAUCGCUGGCCUCGGAGCCUUGGUCUGUUUCCUCCAGGGCCGCAAGGCUGGUCGAUUCCUGUUUGACAAUGAGUCUGCCCCUGUUCAGACCAUUGCCAUGGAACCUAAGCAAGAUCAGCAAGCCCAGCAGCAGCAGACACUUAUCCCACCCCAGGGUGUUGCUCAACCCAACGCUCAAUACCCCCCGCAGGGCCAAUACCCGCAGGACCAGUAUCCUCCUCAGCCUGUCAGCCCUUACCCGCCAGCUCAGUCUCCUUACCAGCCUUCGACUGCCUAUUCUCCUCCUCCUCAGGAUCCGCAGGCAUAUAACCAAUAUCCUCCUCAGCAGUAUCAGCAGCCACAGACUUACCACGAGGCGCCUUCCCAUGAUACAUCUUCACCUCCUCCUCCUCAACAGACUUCCUAUUAA